Anopheles coluzzii is the source of this 2467-nucleotide messenger RNA. RefSeq lists its product as uncharacterized. NCBI's taxonomy places the organism in Eukaryota, Metazoa, Arthropoda, Insecta, Diptera, Culicidae. The transcript has 2 exons. The record is from RefSeq and is a predicted model, not a curated record. The coding region runs from base 940 to 2058 and encodes 372 amino acids.
ACAAUUGUUAUAAUUCUGCUUAAAUACCUUGUAAAAUUGUCAUUAUUCCUACAAGAGUCGAAAAUUCAUGACUUACAGACAAAAAUAGGUGCGUUAGAGUCAAAAAUUGAUGCGCACUGUCAAAAAUUGAUGCCUUAGAGGCAAAAAUUCAUGCGCACUGUCAAAAAUUGAUGCCUUAGAGCCAAAAUUUGGUGGCAACGACUGUAAAAUUUCCAGAGUGUACCAGUAUUGUUGUUGUUUGAAUUUCAUUACUUUCAUUUAUUAAUAUAAUUAGUUUGUAUUUAAUUUCUUUUUUUAUUAGGAUGCAGCUUCCUCCAUAUCCACCUUCCCUGUCUGUUCGUAUUAUGUUGAAUCCUUUAAUUGUUUUUUUUUUUCAUUUUUCAGCCAUGUUUCCUGUAAGCAAGCUACAUGGUAUUUUUGUUCGUGUAGUAUGUGUGUUAGUUCUUCCCUAUUUUUUCGUAUGCUUUGUAUGUUAGUUUGUAGUAUAUUUAGUUGUUCCAUGUUUUAUUUGUUUGUAGAAAUCAGAGUAAAUAUUAUAAAGAUUGUUUGUGUAAGUGGCUAUAUACAAGGAACAUAUGUGGAGUUUUUUAUUCGGUUUUAAGACAAAUAACGCUUUAUUUAUUACUUUAGUUCACAACAUCCCAAGUAGAAAAAUCGAGCAGUUUUUUUCAUUUUUCUAAUGACACACAACCGAUUUCAGCUUAACGGGGGGUCCAGAUUGCACGCACACAAGCGCAAAUGAACACGAUGACACGCACACAUUGAGACUCGCUGUCAGUUCGUUCUGAUGGCUUGAAAACAGGCAAAAAGUUGGGUUAUGUGUGGAUUGUAAACAUUCUGUUCGUUCAAUUCACACAAGCUUGUGCCUCAACAUCAUCUCUGCCGCGCCACCGCCUACUUGCAGUAUAUCUGUUACUUUCUUCGCUUGUUGUACUGUGAAUGAGAGAAGGAGACAUAUUAUUCAGGAAAAUGGAUUUCAACAAUAAUGUUGAGGAAAAACUAGGCGACACCAUCCCAGUCAAACCGUCGAGCAAAAAACUUGAAGCAGCAAUUUCAACCGGAUCAGCUCUACUGAAAAAUGAAAAGUGCCCUACUUAUCCAUCCCAGAAUCAUCAAAAUUCCCUACCUCCCGCCGUGCCACCACGAUCCUCCUCAUUGCCCCGACCAAAUCCUCAAUUAAUAUUAAAAACGAACAUAGCCUCACCAAUUCCUUUUCCCAUCGCACCCCCUCGAACCACAUCCUUGUCCACGCAAAGCUUUCCGGUGCAAUCCAUUUCCUUUCGAGCCAUAAGCACUCCCGCUUCCGAUCCGAAUAAUACUUUCAAAUUAAACUCGCCCACCAUACCACCACGAUCCUCUUCCUUAAUGAUGCCAAAUUCUAGUCCAGUUCAGAAUAUCACGUUUCUUCCAAAAGUCCCGGUUAACACCGAAAGUGCAUCGCAUCCUCCUACCUUACCACCACGAUCUUGUUCUGUGUCCCUUCCUGAGCCCAACAGAAAACUCAAUCCAACUGAAAAUUUAACACAGUUGGAUCGUAUUGAAAAACAGUUGAACAUUCUGUCCAAAGUAGCUUGUCACACACAAUUUGUGACGAACUUAGUUUUAGACAAUCUCUGCAACAAAGACUCAAAUUCGGAAAGGAAUCCGCUAAUCAAAAAAAUGGAAACUCUUGACAUGUUAGAAGAAAUGGAGAGAAAAUUGAAACAUGAAAGUUUAUACAUGGCAAAGACGAUUUGCCUUUUGUUAAGUGCAUUAAAAGGGACCGACAAUGUCCAAGAAAGAUUAUCGAUAACACUAGAUUUGUUAUUCGAUCGCGAUUUUUUUUCCAAGUUUAGUUGGACAGGUGUGGGGUUUCCGGAAGCCAAGAUUCCAUUAGAAAAAUACGUCUAUAUUAUAAGUUUAUUUAAAUUCGUAGGAGGCACUAGCUUUAUAGAUGACACAGCUACGGUUUCACACGAAACAGUGAAGACUUUUCUAGUUGAUAAGCGAAAUCACGGAAAAGCACGAAGUUUAGUGAAAGGGUUGCGACAUACGGUGAAACGUAAAAAAGAAUUAUAGAAAAGAAUUAUGUAUAUAUGUAUAAGUUAAGUAUAUAUAUAAGUGUUUUAUUGAAUUAAUGAUUUAGGCAUUUAUACAGUUGGAAUAUUAGCUGUGAUUCAAGUUGUGAUAUGAACUAUGUAGGAGUAAACGUUUAUGAAUUUAAUGGGUAAAAAUUAUAUAUGAAAUACCAACAAUCUGUUCUAGUUCUUCCUUGCAUUUUGCCUUAUCCCGGGCAUACUCGGCAACUUUAUUCUACUCAUUUUAAUACAAAACUAAUAAAAAAAUAAACUAAUAAAAAUAUUUACCUAAACUUAAACCUUAACUACCUAUUCUAAACCUAACAGCUUACAUAUUUUAAUUAUGAUCUAACUUUCAAGUGUAUGUAAAAGAGGACUGAAAUAAAAUGUAUUACCCUGAUCUAAACUAA